CUGAUAGACGGCACUGACUGGCAUCACUGCUGGGCACUGACUGGCGGCACUGACUGGCACAACCCCUGGGCACUGACUGGUGGCACUGACUGGCAGCACUGGUGGGCAGCACUGGUGGGUGGGCACAGGUGUGUGACACUGCAGAGUGGCACAGGUGGGUGCACUGCUGGGCACAGGUGGGCGGAACUUGCGGGUGGCACUGCUGGGCACCGAUCAUCAGGGCACUAUCAGUGCCCUGAUGAUCGGUGCCGAUCCCCGCUCUGACAACUGCCGGUUCUCUGCAGUACUUUCCUCACGAUCUGACAGCGUGAGGAAAGUGCAGCCGAGAACCACCACUUGCAU
This is a messenger RNA of Staurois parvus, 342 nucleotides long. Lineage: Eukaryota; Metazoa; Chordata; Amphibia; Anura; Ranidae. The record is from the annotation of a GenBank genome assembly.